Naegleria lovaniensis is the source of this 1449-nucleotide messenger RNA. RefSeq lists its product as uncharacterized. The transcript has 3 exons. The coding region runs from base 1 to 1449 and encodes 482 amino acids. The record is from RefSeq and is a predicted model, not a curated record. Lineage: Eukaryota; Heterolobosea; Eutetramitea; Acrasida; Naegleriidae.
AUGCCACAGACACUUUGUAAAAUGUUUGAAAAUAUGAAAAAAGCAUAUACACUAGGACUAUUUGAUAAGUAUUUUGAUGAUGAGGAUGAUGAAUUAACGUCUAAACACUGCAACACCUCCAACCAUGGAAACAUUGACGACGAUGAAAAUAGCUCUUCACAUUUUGGAUUUGUAGCAAUGCGUGCUCCAAGCCCAUAUUCCGGAUUUUUAAUCACCUCUCGAGCUAGUAAUAAGCAAAAUCCAACCUUGAAAGACAUUGUCUAUGUGUCACAUGUAGAUUUCGAGAAACAAGAGUUACAUGUGCAUUCCCAGCAAGGACAUAAAUCAUCUCUCAAUGCAAAUGUUGCUGCAUGGCUGUUCGAGAAUCGAAAAGAAGUGAAGCUCAUCUUACACGCACAUAUUUUCCCAAGUUGUGAUAAUAUGACUGAUUUUGAUUAUUCACCUGGAACUCAGGAAGACGUUGACGCAGUGGCAGCAAAAAUGUCACAUGGAGAGAAAAUUGUAGAAAUUCCACAGCAUGGAAUCAUUUCGGUAGCAGAGCAGAGUGAUGAAGUGGAAGAGGCUAUUCAUGCACUCGGAGAAGGACAUGCCUACUUUAAAUUUGCUCAUUUAUAUGACAUGAUUUAUGCAAGAUUUCAGAAGUCGACUGAUUUAAUUGAUGUACUCGAUCGAGAAUUUCCUGACAACAAGAAUUUCACAAAUAUUUGUGAUCUAUGUUGUGGAACUGGAGAAGUCACUCGAUUACUCUAUGAGAGAGGUUUUCGAACAUUCACAUUGGCCGAUCAAAGCGACAAGAUGUUGUCAUAUGCCAUGAAAAAAUUAACCACUUGUUAUGGAGAAGAAUUUACUCGCACCAUUCCAACACAUGUCACAUCCAUGCAAGAACUGAAAAUUCCAGAAGCAGAAUUUGAUGUCAUUGUCAUGAGGCAAGCCAUCAAUUACGCAAUGCAUUUGGAAGGCUAUCCAAGGUUUUUACCUCCUGUUUUGAACAUCUUAAAAAAGGAGUUUUCCAAGAUGCGUGAAUUGAGAUAUGACUCUACCGAUGGACAUGUUGGUAUUUCUGGAGACAAUCACAAAGAUUACGACAACAACAAUCAACAACAUUUGAAAAUUCCUUUCAAUGUAUACAUUAGAGAAGGAAAUUUGUUGAAAAUUGAGAAUCAUACAGCAAAUCCUCGUAGAGAAAUUCGCUUACUCAGUCACGCACAACAUUGUGUCAUGGAACGAGUGAGAUUCGACCAACAUUCGAAAGAAGUACCACUGUAUGAAAGACAUUGCUUAUUCGAUCUCAACACAUUUGGAAUGUUCACACGGAACGAAUUUUAUGACGAAUUGAAAGGUGUGGGUUUUACUCAAGUGAAAUGUUAUGGAAAGGGACUUGCAGAAAUCGAUAUUGAAAGAGCUCAAGAUGAACAAUCUCCAUCGUUGUACUUUGUUGCUACCAAAUAG